Molecule: messenger RNA, 1113 nt
Organism: Salpingoeca rosetta
Lineage: Eukaryota; Choanoflagellata; Craspedida; Salpingoecidae
Exons: 2
Coding region: 164-709 (181 amino acids)
Source: RefSeq, a predicted model, not a curated record
UUUUUUUUCUCCAUCCAACCGCCAAUACACACAAGCGCAAGGCACGCACGCAGAAGCACAAGCCUCAUAUCCAUCCAUCCAACAACAACCCACCCCACGCGCACAACCGGCCGUCUUUCCUCAUCUCCCACGCUCCUUCUUUCACAAAAACCACAAACCGACAAUGGCUUUCACACACCGCGGUGGCUUUGCUGUUUUGUUUGCCAUCCUCACCAUUGGCGUGUGCGUCGUCGCGCUGCUCCCGAAAGUCUUCUGGGUUGAGGCUGAGGUGAAGCUGAGCGACGACUUCAAGGUGCAGAUCAAGUCCAGCCUGUGGCAGCAGUGCAACACCACCACCAUCGGCAACUACUCGGCCACGGAAUGCUCUGGGAUUCGCAAGAUUGACUUCAACAAGAUCAAGUCUGAGCCCUCUGCAGAACGGGAUGGUGCCGUUGCGGGUCUUGUCCUGGGUGGCUUCUUCGCCCUCGCCUCCCUCUUUGGCGUGUGCUGCCGCUCCAAGUGCGCCACCGUCUCCCUGCUCGUCGUGUCCCUCAUCUUCACCGCCGCCACCGUCGGCUGCUACUUCCGCUACAAGGACCACUCCCUCAGCAGCGAGUACGACUUCAUCUACGGCUACUGGGUCGCCUGCGUCGCCUGCGGCCUCGCCCUCUUCUCCGUCAUUGGCUCGUGCUGCAUGAACAAGAACGCAGAGUACGAGAUUCUCGCAUAAGCGCAACCCACACAGCAAGUCCCCACCACCAAAUAGAUGGAGGAGGAGGAAGAAAGGAAGGAAGGACAACCCCUCCCUCCUUCCCACCAACGUCGUCCCUUUGCAUCGUGUCGGUUGUUGUGUCAUUUGUGUAAGUGCGUGUGCGUGUGCGUGUCGUUGUUCCUGUGUUUGUGCGUGCACGUGUCUUUGUUUGUGUUUCUUCUUGAAAGCGUCUGCGAGCGCACUACAUCCAAAACCGCCGUUGUUCUUCGACCUUCCCCCCCCCCCUUGUUUGUGUUAACAGCCCCUUUCCAUGUUGGGUUCCAUGUGUUCAUUGAGAGACGAAAGCGAUACUUUCGAGCGUUUGUUGUGAUGUGACUGUGGUUUGAUCGAUCCAAAUACAAGCAUACACCGAAACAACAAGA